AUGCGUGGACUGGCUCUCACCACAGCACAGUAUUCUCUGCUAAAGGUAGAGGACAAAGACCCACACCCAAAAAAUUGGCGACCACAACUGCUGAUCUGCUUAUCCACUACAUGGUCCAAAGAUGUGAUAGAUUUGCGAGCAAUGUCUAUGUUGAAUCUUGGAGCACAGCUAAAAGCUGGACAAGGACUAGCAAUAGCAUGUGCGUUUUUGAAAGGAUCUGCUGACAGUGCUAAGGAUAAGAUACAUGCAAAGCAGGUCAAAGAUCGCCUGACCAAAGAUAUGGCUAAAACGAGAUUACGUGGAUUCAGUAAAACAAUCUUUUACAUUCCAGAGCAGAUGAGCGGAUCUGUAUCAGCACUAUUUCAAUCCAUUGGAAUAGGCGGCUUGCGCCCCAAUACCAUACUUCUAAGCUGGCCAAAAACUGGCGAUCCAGAAGAGUUGGAACUUUUCACAGGUAAAAUCACUCUAACUUCUUAA
Messenger RNA from Cylicostephanus goldi, 477 nucleotides. The record is from the annotation of a GenBank genome assembly. NCBI's taxonomy places the organism in Eukaryota, Metazoa, Nematoda, Chromadorea, Rhabditida, Strongylidae.